AUGCCUAUGCUUUGCAACAAACUUGUCAUGCAUGACAAGUUUGAGCCAAGGGCAGUGAGAUCUAUUCUGUUGAGAUAUGCAGCACAUCAGAAGGGUUACAGGCUAUUGGAUUUGGAACACAGAGUGUUCUUUAUUAGCAGUGAUGUAGUGUUUUGUGGAGAUGUGUUUCCAUUCCAAUCCUUAGACACUGCUUCACCAGACUUCUUUCUUGACUCGACUCCUGUUCCUAGACAUGAUGUUAUUGCAGAUUUAGCUCCCAUGCAUGUUCAUUUGCCACACAAUGAAUCUUCCACACAAUCACCUCCAUGUUCUCCACAUUUACCUGAGAUUUCCCCCUCCACAGAUGCAAUACCUGCCUCAGCUCCUAAUGAUGAUCUCAUAGUUGCUGGUUCUACUAUUGAUGUUCCAGUGCCCAAUUGUAAUCCACCCAUUGUUGGGCAGGAUGUUAGAAGAUCGGGGAGAGUGUCCAAACCUCCCAUUUGGCUGCAAGAUUAUGUUCAGCCUACUAAAGGAAAGUCUACAGGAUGCUGUAAAUAUCGACUCUCUGAGGUAAUCACUUAUGAUCAUAUUACACCCAAGUAUCAAAGUUACUUGUCCCAAUUCUCUGUUGAAGUGGAACCAGUGACCUACCAAGAAGCGGUUAAAGAUAAGAGGUGGGUAGAAGCCAUGCAAUCUGAAAUCAAGGCUUUGGAAGAUAACCACGCAUGGACUCUUGUCCCAUUACCUAAGGGUAAGAAGGCCAUUUGGAUGCAAAUGGGUGUACAAGAUUAA
Molecule: messenger RNA, 771 nt
Organism: Nicotiana attenuata
Lineage: Eukaryota; Viridiplantae; Streptophyta; Magnoliopsida; Solanales; Solanaceae
Exons: 1
Coding region: 1-771 (256 amino acids)
Source: RefSeq, a predicted model, not a curated record